This is a messenger RNA of Colletotrichum graminicola M1.001, 1281 nucleotides long. RefSeq lists its product as uncharacterized. The record is from RefSeq and is a predicted model, not a curated record. The transcript is spliced from 3 exons. Lineage: Eukaryota; Fungi; Ascomycota; Sordariomycetes; Glomerellales; Glomerellaceae. The coding region runs from base 1 to 1281 and encodes 426 amino acids.
AUGGCGCCAGACGGAGACCAGACCAAGAAGGAGCCCGUCGAUCCCGCGAAGCAGAACCGCCGGCUUGCAGCCAAGGAGAGGCUCAAGGCUGAGAAGAAGGCGAAGAAACAGGAGAAGGCCCAGGCCAAGCGCGAGCGCAAGGCCAACGCAACCCGCGCGGGCAAAUGGUCGGACCGGGGAAAGAAAAAGAAUCCGGAGCGCCAAAAAAAGAAGGAAGACAAGCUGUUCAACCGCAUGCUGAAGCGUGCCGACAAGCUCGAGGAGCAGGCUAAGAAGCUCAUGGCCGAUGCGGCGCGCACGCGCGCGAAGCAUGCGGCAAUAGCCCAGCGGAGGGCGAAGAUCGCCGCCGAGGAGAAGGAGCUCGAGAGCAAGAAUGAGGAAAUUAAGAUCUAUGACGACGAGAGCGACUCCGACGCGGAUUCCUCCUCCGACUCGUCGUUAGCGUCUUCAUCGUCCGACUCGGACUCGGAAUCCGAGGCUGAGGCGGAAGAGGGCGGCGUGCCUGUCGAGGACGGAGACGUCCAUAUGAAGUCCGAAUCACCGAACCCCAGCGCGCAGCUCCGCGCCGAGAGCGAGGCCAGAGCGUUGAGCCACGAGCAGCAGAUGGAGAUCGACGAGGAAGAGAAGUCCAAGAAGUCCAAGAAGUCCAAGAAGAGCAAGAAGCCCGAGGAGAAGGUCGAGGAGGCGACGCCCGCCAAAAGGGAAAAGAAGGAUAAGAAGGGAUCCAAGGCCGAGGAGCCUGCUGCUGUCGAAGAGGCUGCCCAGACCGAGGAAACGCCUGCAACAAAGGAGAAGAAGGAUAAGAAGAAGAGCAAGAAGGCGAAGGCCCCAGAACAGGUCGAGGAGGAGGCGCAAGAGCCCGCCAAAAAGUCGGACAAGAAGCGUAAGCGCUCGAGGGAGGAUGAGGAGGAGGACGACGACGAUGACUCCGAAGGCGGGGCUGCGGUCACCGACGAGACACCCAGUAAGAAGUCGAAGGACAAGAAGAAGACGAAGAAGCAGAAGAAGGAGGAGACGGACAAGACCUCCGCCGUCAACGCCGCGGCCGCGGCCGAAACGUGGGACGUCGAGCAACUCAAGGGCGGCGCAGACCGCCAGCAGAAGUUCAUGCGACUUCUCGGCGGCGGCAAGAAGGGUGCAGCCGCGGCGAGUGCCCCGCCCCCCGGCUCCAAAGGCAAGCGUGACAUUGGCAAGAUCACACAGGAGCUCGAGCAGCAGUUCCAGGCCGGCGUGCAGAUGAAGUACGAGGGCGGUGGCCAGCGUCGCGGCCUCGGCGCAUAA